UGUGAAGUUUGUGGGAGACAUGUAAAAGGCUUACGAAACCUAAAAAGCCAUCAGGAACGUCACUCCAAGUCAUAUAAUUGUCACAUAUGUGGAGAAAACUUUACAGAAUAUAGAGACUUGGUUUCACACAAAGCUGAUUGUAAACAUAACUUAGUUGAAACCUUUCACUGUGAUAUCUGUGAUUACUCAUUUACUACUUCUAGAUACAAAGGAGCUGAUCUGUUGGAGAAACAUAAAUUUCGCGAACAUGAAGUCAGAGCCCAUCAAUGCCAUCUUUGUGGAAACAAAGCUUCAUCUCACAGCAGUUUGUUGUCACAUUUGAGAAAUAUUCAUGAACUGGAGAAGACUUUUGAGUGUCCACAAUGUCACAAAAAAUAUGCAUCUAAAUCUAUUCUGAGCGUUCACAUGAGUUUUCAUAAGAAAGAUUGGAAACACAAAUGCUCUGUAUGUGGAAAGGCAUACAAACUUAAAUCCCAACUGACCGUUCAUAUCAGAUCGCACACCGGAGAGAAGCCUUUUAAAUGUAGAUAUGGCGAUAAAGCAUUUAUUAAGAAGUACUACUUAAAGGGGCAUGAGCUAACUCAUAGUGAUUCUAAACCAUUUAAAUGUUCAAUUUGUGGAAAAAUAUUAAAUAGUUAUUAUCUUGCAACUCAUAUGAGAACCCACAGUGGAGAAAAACCUUACAAAUGUGGUGUGUGCAGUAAACAUUUUGUCCAUUAUAGUGGUUAUGCAAGACACAUGAAG
Lottia gigantea (owl limpet) is the source of this 744-nucleotide messenger RNA. RefSeq lists its product as hypothetical. Gene Ontology annotation, biological process: regulation of DNA-templated transcription. The transcript is spliced from 2 exons. Lineage: Eukaryota; Metazoa; Mollusca; Gastropoda; Lottiidae. Gene Ontology annotation, molecular function: RNA polymerase II cis-regulatory region sequence-specific DNA binding; DNA-binding transcription factor activity, RNA polymerase II-specific. The record is from RefSeq and is a predicted model, not a curated record. The annotation marks the transcript as partial.